This is a messenger RNA of Funneliformis caledonium, 1197 nucleotides long. The record is from the annotation of a GenBank genome assembly. Lineage: Eukaryota; Fungi; Glomeromycota; Glomeromycetes; Glomerales; Glomeraceae.
GAACAAACGAAAAUUGAGGAAAUUUCUCUACCUUCUGAUCUAACGUAUCCAAAAAGGUAUAUCUACAUCAUAGUACUUUGUUUUGUUUUAGACGAGGAAGUUACAGAUAGAUUUAUAUUUGAUAUCUCCGUUGAAAUGUGGACUUUUAUGAAGAUUUCGCAUCUCCAAGAUGGAUCAUCUUCUGUCUUAGCAAAACGGCAAGGCGAAUCUCAAGAUUAUAACCAUAAGUCUGUUGCUCCUUCAGUCACAGAUUUUUGGAAUAAACUUUCAGAAGCGCAGAUCAUCCUUAAAUUUCCAAAAGAUUUUAACAAAACUGCAUUCACUCCAUCUAAAUACAUGAAAAUUGAAAUUGUGCUGGAUAGCGAUGUAAUGUUGAAUGCACAAGAUGAGUUAAUAUUUAAUGAUAGUAAACCUGUGCUGGAAUCAGUAGAAUCAUUGAAUUUUGUGAAAUUUUUACGUUUCUGUGAAUCACCAGAUGGAAUUGUUUAUGGAAUAAAAACAUGGGAUAUAUUAAUAAAGAAAUCAUACCUGCAGAUGAUUGAAAAGCUUAAAACUGAUCGUAUUAAAGAAGAAAUAAAAGGGUGUACCAUAGUUGGAUCACCCAGCAUUGGAAAAACACACUAUUCAUUAUACCUUGCUUUCUAUAUUACUUAUCGCUAUUCUUCAACAGAUUUUGUUUAUCAACAAUUAAAUGAAGGCAAAUCUUAUACCCUUCAUAUCAACCAAAAAAACAAAAGUACACAUCCUAGAAAUUAUUAUGCUCCAAUUUGGACUGAGGAAGAAAUCUGGAGUGUUUGGAAUUGGAAUAAUCAUUACAAGAAUAAAAUAUCUGAGACUCGAGUCAAGGAGCUGAUUGAGAGGUGGGGAUGCAUACUACGACGAGUUUUUGUUGAAUAUAAUGAUGAGCCAGAUCUUGAUCGUUUACUUUCUCGCUGUAAUAUUCACAAGUAUCUUCAAAAUGAUGGGACAGGGUUACAUGAUAAUUAUUCUGGAAAGAUUAUACAUAUUAUUCCUAAUGAUGAUUUUACAAAAAAGGAAUAUGCUUCCGUUUCAUAUGAAAUAAGUAAAGCUUUAUACAAUUACUAUGCAAAGAAUACAAGAGAAACAAUCAUUAAAAUAAUUCGAGAUUUUGCAAAGACCGCCAGUGGUCCAUUAGCCGGCAAACUUUUUGAAAUGAUGGCUCAUGAUAUCUUGUGA